This is a messenger RNA of Pediculus humanus corporis (human body louse), 540 nucleotides long. Its product is annotated as microsomal signal peptidase 23 kD subunit, putative. Gene Ontology annotation, biological process: protein targeting to ER. Gene Ontology annotation, cellular component: membrane; signal peptidase complex. The record is from RefSeq and is a predicted model, not a curated record. Lineage: Eukaryota; Metazoa; Arthropoda; Insecta; Psocodea; Pediculidae. The transcript has 3 exons. Bases 1 to 540 code for a protein of 179 amino acids.
AUGCAUUCAGUAUUGACUAGGGGAAACGCCAUUGUUGCGUACACGCUUAGUGUUUUAGCCGUUUUAACAUUUUGUUGCUUCGCUUCAACGGUGUUCAUGGAUUACAGAAUGGCAGCUUCUAUGAACACUGUUAAAGUUAUAGUAAAAAAACUACCCGAUUACAGUGCUGCAAGGGAAAGAAACGAUUUAGGUUUCAUAACAUUUGAUUUACAAACAGAUUUGUCAAAUUUAUUUAAUUGGAAUGUAAAACAAUUGUUCCUUUAUUUGACUGCAGAAUAUGAAACAUCAAAUAAUAAAUUAAAUCAAGUUGUCCUUUGGGAUAAAAUUAUUUUAAGAGGUGAAAAUGCCAUGUUGGAUUUCAAAAAUAUGAAUACAAAAUAUUACUUUUGGGAUGACGGAAACGGUUUAAAGGGAAAUAAAAAUGUUACACUGACAUUAUCUUGGAACAUAAUACCAAAUGCUGGAAUUUUACCUAAUAUAUUAGCACUUGGUCAGCAUUCCUUUCGAUUUCCAGUAGAAUAUACUGCGACUAGAGUUUGA